This is a messenger RNA of Phytophthora infestans T30-4, 1307 nucleotides long. RefSeq lists its product as uncharacterized. The coding region runs from base 7 to 1113 and encodes 368 amino acids. The record is from RefSeq and is a predicted model, not a curated record. NCBI's taxonomy places the organism in Eukaryota, Oomycota, Peronosporomycetes, Peronosporales, Peronosporaceae. Gene Ontology annotation, cellular component: outer membrane-bounded periplasmic space. The transcript has a single exon.
CUCACUAUGGCGUUCAUACCCCUUACACCACCACCUCAAUGCGAGAAUGAGAGCGAGACGCCGUACAAGGGCACACCUGUAUGGAAUGUCAAGGCUACCAUCGCUAAGUACCGAGUGGCUCUGGCUGCUGUUCUGCUUGCGCUCAUCGUAAUUAUUGCGUUGGCAGCCUGCGGUGUCUUCUCGUCCUCGUACGGUUCCUCCUCCUCCUCCUCCUCCGCCACAGGUAACGUGACCAUCUACCACGCAGGAUCAUUGGUUGGUCUCAUGGACGACAAGCUAGCUCCGGCUUUCACCGACGCCACGGGUAUAGCGACGUCGCUGGUGGCCAAAGGUUCUGUCAAACUGGCCAAUCUCAUCAUCAAUGGUAGCCAAUCUGACGUCUUCAUCAGCGCCGACGCUUCCCUCAACUCGGAGCUUCUCAUGGGCGCAGCCAACAACAACUUGAUCUCCUGGUACAUCAACUUGGGAGAGACGUCCAUCGGCAUCGGGUACUACCCGCAAUCUCCCUACACUGACGUGUUCGCAGCCAUCCAAAAUGGCUCGAUGCUCUGGUACGAGGCUCUACUACAGAAUCCCGACAUAAAACUCGGACGUACGGACCCUGAUGCCGACCCCAAAGGCUACCGCACCGUCAUGAUGUUCGAACUGGCCGAGGAGUAUUAUAACACCACUGGAUUGGUAUCGGGUAUCUUGGGCAAUGCGACCAACCGCGACCAGAUCUACUCCGAGGAAAAUCUAGAGAUUUAUCUGUCGUCCGGAGACCUGGAUGUUGGUUUCUUCUAUGCCGUCGAGGCAGGCAGCUUGAGUGGCAUCGACUUCAUCACGCUGCCCGAGGAGAUCAAUAUGGGCAAUCCAGCCCUCAACGACGAGUAUGAGACCAUGUCGUACACCAACUCCCAGACUGGGAUGGUCUACAACGGAUCAGCGUCGAUCUACACCGUAACUAUCCUCAACAACGCAACACACAUGUCGGAGGCGGAAGAGUUCGUGGCCUACUUGCUGUCGUCGGACGGACAGGCGAUUAUGACUGAGCAAGGGAUGGAGGCAGCUACUCUCACAGCCUACGGCGACACUUCCGCUAUCCCCUCGGCUAUUGCGAUGUACCUGUCGUGAAGGAUAGUGUCUGGUCAGAUCAAUCCUGUCGCUGCAGACUUGCGUUGAAGAAUGAAAUGGAAGGCGCGAGAGAAUGAAUGAAUCUUCAAUUGUCUUCAAGUGACGAUCUGAUGUCAGAGCUGCAAUGCCUUCGACCAAGUUUGUGUGGCUGCUCCGUUUAGCUAUAAAUACUCGGAUUACUGAACUGCUAUCCA